This is a messenger RNA of Solanum dulcamara, 4001 nucleotides long. Its product is annotated as putative pentatricopeptide repeat-containing protein At1g16830. The record is from RefSeq and is a predicted model, not a curated record. Gene Ontology annotation, molecular function: protein binding. The transcript is spliced from 5 exons. The coding region runs from base 208 to 2181 and encodes 657 amino acids. NCBI's taxonomy places the organism in Eukaryota, Viridiplantae, Streptophyta, Magnoliopsida, Solanales, Solanaceae. Gene Ontology annotation, cellular component: chloroplast.
CUCCAAAAAGCGCGCUAUAUGGGUCUUGGAUUCAGUCGGGUCAUCGUCUUCUAGGGUUUUGUUGGUCUGCAGGGUUUUACCAGCACAUGGCCAACUUCCAAGCUCCAUUUUCAACAAACUCAUUAAUGUAGACAAAAAAUGUCGGCCUGAAUCUCUCCCCUAUCUCUUUAUGCUGCCUUCUAUGUUUCUUGGUAUUAUAUACUGGAAAUGUUAUGGAAAUGGUUCUCCAGUGGAAGAAUUGCUUCACAUCGAAUGCUCAAAAUGGAAUCUUUUCCCUCAUUUCGAAGUCUAUGCUCACAAAUUCAAUGUUUUGCUGAUAACCCACAAGGUUCCUUUUCUUCUAGACAUUACCAGAAGUUUCCUGAAAAUUCCAAAAUUAUACUCACCCCUAGAAUUGUACAUACAACUAUAUCAAAUUGCCGUUCUGACAUUCUUGCUUUUUCUUUUUUCUUGUGGUGUGCAAGGCAACCCAAUUACUUUCAUGAUAGGGGCACAUUGACCCACAUAGUUAGUAUUCUGUCUCGGUUGACGCAGAGAUUUAGAACAGUGAAAGGGAUUAUUAAGGGAUUAGAGGAGGUUGGUUGUGUAAUAAAGCCACAAACUUUGUUGUUUUUGCUUAGAAUUUAUUGGUUUGGUGGAAUGUAUGAUAGAGUUUUCGAGGCCUUUGAGGAAAUACUUAGAUAUGGUUAUACUCCAAAUACUUUUUCUAGGAAUAUUGUAAUGGAUGUAUUGUUCAAGAUUGAGCGUGUCGAAGUGGCACUUAGAGUUUUGAAAGAAACCCAGGUUCCAAAUUUUUUGUCGUAUAGCAUUGCUGUGUGUAACUUGUGUAAGCUCAAUGAUUUGGUUAAUCUUCAGGAUGUACUUACAAUAAUGUUGAGGAAACAGUAUUAUCCUAACCAGGAGACAUUUUUUGUGAUUUUGAAUUGUUAUUGUAAAGGAGGUUGCAUAGCAGAGGCAAAACAGAUAUUGGGUCUGAUGGUAGUUUUGGGUGUUCCUAUAUGUGAGAGAGUUUGGAGUAUAUUAAUACAUGUUCACUGUAAAGCUGGGAACAUGGAUGCUGCGAGUCAUUUACUUAAGAAGAUGGUAGAGAGUGGGUAUUCACCAAAUGUUGUAACUUGCACAUCAUUGAUCAAGGGAUUUUUUGAGUCCCAGAUGCCAAGCAAGGCAUUUGGGAUCUUGGAUACCAUGGAAUCAAAAGGAUGCUCCCCUGAUUUGGUUCUUUGUAAUGUGUUAAUAGACUGCCUCUCUAAAAUGGGGAGGUAUCAAGAUGCAAUUAAUGCUUUCUUCCUUUUGCGGGAGCAAAGACUAAUACCCGAUUCUUAUACUCUUUGUUCUCUGAUUACAACCGUUUGUCUCUCUAAGCAAUUCGUUGAACUACCUCUGCUCAUAACUGGCUUCAAGAUCCAACCUGAUUUAGUUGCUUGUAACUCUUUCCUUAGCUAUUUCAGCAAAGCUGGUUAUCCUGUUGGUGCCAUUGAAUUUUACAAUGACAUGAUAGAUAGAGGCUUCGUAGCAGAUAAAUAUACCUUUGCUGGAUUAUUGACUGGAUUAUGCAGGUCAGGUAGGAUAGGAGAGGCAGUCAAGGUGUACCAUGGACUUCUUAGAAGUUAUGUUGGGCUUGAUUCUCACAUAAUUACUGUGAUAAUAAAUGGGCUAAUAAAAUCUGGUAAAUUUCACAAAGCUAUUAGCUUAAUCAGGAAAGCCGCUUCAGGGAAGUCCCAACUAGAUGAUGUUUUUUACAGUAUUGCCAUUAGUGGACUUCUUACUGGUGGUGAAGUUGGAGAAGCUUAUGUCUUGUUCCGCCAAAUGAAGGAGGUUAGUCUAGCCCCAAGUAAACAGACCUAUAAUCUGAUUCUCUCGGGUUUCUGUAAAAGAAGUGAUGUUAGCAUGGUUGAAGAGAUCUUACUUGAAAUGGUUGAUGCUAGUGUUGAAGUUGACCAUUUAAGUCUGAGGUUUAUGAAAAAUCUCCUGUAUAGAUCCCGCCAUUCUGCUUCACUCUUUACUCUAUUGACUGAUGUUUCAACUUCCGGAAUCAUUCCAAGGGAAGCAUAUGCAGAAUUGAUCGAUGAGCUAGUUCAUCAGGUAAACAUCAGAAAUGUGCAUACGGAAAGGUCUACUAGUGUUGAUUUUGGUGCAUCCAGCUCAGACGAAAUCCAGGAGGUGGCUGUUUCAGUUGGUUGAGAUGUUUUGACUCGACAGCUUAUUCCGUCUAUAGCAAAGUUCUGUAGUUGAGUUCAGCAAGAAUCUGAGCUUACUCUCUCUCGGAAAACCUAUGAUGAUCAUAUGAUCUUAAGAAUGAAUUGAUUCCCUAAAGGAGGAGGAUAUUGAACCAUGGAAGAGUUGCCUGACGUGAUAAUACAAAAAAAGGAAUUCAUGAGAUGUGGUUGGUUCGCUAAAUGCUGAGUGAUACUGUAAUCCUUUGCUUGUGUCAUUUGCGAAAUGGUGUUGAAAUAUAUCUCGUGAACCCUGGGGCUCGGUAGACUGUUCUUGUUGCUCCCACAACCGGAGGUUAUGAGCAAGAUGGAGCAAUACACUCUGGAAGAUGAUGUUGUUACUCUCCCCAUGAAAACUGGUAUGUGGAGAGAUGGAGCAAGUAAGGGUACUGAGGCUUAUUAUUGUACUUGUUUUUAUAAGCUGCCGCGACUUUAUAUUUUCAGUAUUGAAACUCAAAAUGUACAAGAUCUGGCAAGUGCUUGGAAUGCAAUAUAGGAGCUUGCCAACUAUGUACUUGGGCCAAGGGCAUUCGGCAAGGAGUAGUAUAGGAUUUUGAGAAGAAAGCUAUCUGGUUGAAAGAAGCAAUACCUUCCCUUUGGUGGGAGAAUAAAUUUAAUAAACAGCAUUUAAGAUUCUUUGCCAACUUAGCUGAUGUCUCUGCUUCCCAUGCCGAAAAAGGUGGAGAGAGAGAAAGGUGGACAAGCCAAGAAGAGAUUUUCUAUGGGAAAGGAACAAGGAAAAUAAGUCCAUUCAUCUGGUGUAGGAAACUUUUACAGGAAAUAAAAAAGGAGGUGGUUUGGGUAUAAGAAAUUUACAGUUGCAGAAAAAAAAAGGCUUCUUUUCAAGUGGCUGUGUAGAUAAAGUCAAGUGGAAAUUCCUCGGAAGAAAAUUGUGUCAGAUUAAAAUGUACUAACUCUGUUAGUUUCCCUCAUACUUGUGGCUUGUGGAAGAAUAUAAGAAGCCUUUGGGAGGAGUACGAAAAACCGAUACAGUUAAAGCUAGAGGAUGACAGAAGAAUACUUUUCUGGUAUAACGAUUGGGUGGUGAAUACUCCUCUAAGAGAUAGGUCCCCGUUCUCUCCAGUUUUGCAGAAAACAGCAGGGCAACAGUAGAGCAAAUGUACAAGUAAUCAAGGCUGGGUAGUGAAAUUUAGAAGGAAUUGUACUGAUUGGGAGGUGGACAAUAUGGCCCAGCUUCUUGAAGACCAACUACUGUAUGGCUCACACAUUCAGCCUGACAAAGUCGACUCUCAUUUGGAAAUUGCAUGGUAGUGAAAAAUUCUGUGAUUUCAGCAUGUAGGAGCUUGAACGCUUUGGGUAAUAGGUAUAUUGUGUGAUUGUAGCAGAUGUUGUGGUAAAACAGUGCCCCUUUUAAUGUGCAAUGCUUGAUUUCUACUGCUACACGAAGCUAUUCCAUCCCAGUAUAACCUGCAAGAGGAGGUUUAUCACUUAUGUAAUUGAUGUCAUCUGUGUGAAAAAGGAAUUGAAGAUGUAAAUCAUCAUCUCCGCAUCCUUUUAACCUAGAUCUCUCUGUAUGGACCUAUUCUAUUUUUUCUAGCACAAUCUACUUCUGGCUGAAGCCGAAUCAAACGUACAAUGUAUUUUGUCCUUGGCAUUUUGGUGUAUGAUGGAAUGUGUCUUUUUGUUAGGCAUGAUGUUAGGCUUUUAUCAAUUUUCAUCAGUGUUGGUCAGGCGUGACAAAUGGGCCGUUGGGGCUAAAAUUGGCUGGAUCAAAAUGGAUUGAGCUAAUAGACAGAUCAAUAGUUAUAUAUAUGUAUCGGAAGAUAA